Molecule: messenger RNA, 2019 nt
Organism: Malus domestica (apple)
Lineage: Eukaryota; Viridiplantae; Streptophyta; Magnoliopsida; Rosales; Rosaceae
Molecular function (GO): 3'-5'-RNA exonuclease activity
Source: RefSeq, a predicted model, not a curated record
UUUUUUUUGUUGUGCCCAUUGUUUUUGGCCUUGGUUUCCGGCAAAAGGCAGGCGGGCAGUUGUAUAGCAUUUUUAGAUAUUGUGGGUUGCUCUGCCUCCUCUGUCUGCUGUGGCGGCGGCGGCAGUGAAAUUUUUACGUGUUUAUUUAAUGGUGGGAAAGUUGAGAGAACAAUAAGACGAUGACGAUGACGAAGACGAAGGGAAGGAUUUCGAGAAUUGGAAGCUACGCAAUUGCGUCUUCCAAACGAGACGGCCACCACCAACAGCCCUGCAUUACCUGCACCACUUUCAACAUCCUCGCUCCAAUUUACAAGCGCCUCAACCAUGACGACCCCGAUUGUCGGGAAAGCGAUUACAGAGCCUAUUGGCUGGCCAGGAAUCAAAGGAUAUUGGAUUGUUUGUUGGCUGAGAGAUCCUCUAUCAUUUGUCUUCAGGAGUUCUGGGUCGGCAACGAAGAGCUUGUUAACAUUUACGAGAAGAGACUUGGGGAUGCUGGUUAUAUCAAUCUCAAACUAGGACGAACCAACAACCGCGGCGACGGUUUGCUGACCGCGGUGCAUAAAGACUACUUCAGAGUUGUAAACUAUGUAGAGUUGCACUUCAAUGAUUGUGGUGAUCGUGUUGCUCAGUUGUUACAUGUGGAAUUAGCUGCCCCAAUUUCGCAGUUUCGAAACAAUGAUAUUCGGCAGGAAAUUCUCAUUGUGAACACCCACUUGUUAUUUCCUCAUGACUCGAGUUUGUGUAUAGUUCGACUGCAUCAGGUCUACAAAAUCCUUCAACAUGUAGAAUCUUAUCAGAAAGAUAACAAGCUUAAUCCCAUGCCGAUUAUACUCUGCGGUGACUGGAAUGGAAGCAAAAGUGGACAUGUUUACAAGUUUCUUCGGUCCCAGGGGUUCGUAUCUUCUUACGAUACUGCUCAUCAUUACACCGAUGCAGAUGCACAUAAGUGGGUUAGCCACAGAAAUCAUCGGGGAAACAUAUGCGGCGUUGAUUUUAUAUGGCUUCUCAAUCCUAAUAGGUACCGUAAGCUACUAAAAACUAGUUGGACCGAAGCAGUAUUUGGCAUGUUCAAGUACCAACUACGAAGAGCUUCGCUGACAGAGGCUGAUGCCUUUGCCUUUCUAAAGGCUGAUAAUCCUGGUGAUUACAUAACCUAUUCAGGUUUCUGUGAAGCACUUCGACAGCUUAACAUGACGGGUCAUUGCCAUGGACUUAGCCUCGAAGAGACAAAGGAGUUGUGGGUUCAAGCAGACAUAGAUGGGAACGGCCUUCUUGAUAGUAUAGAAUUUCAGCAGCGAAUUUGGUAUCCUACGGGGUCAGAGCAGAAGGAUGAAAGUGGUAGUGACUGUGACAGUGAUUCCAAGGGUAUUCAGGAACAAACAAUUGGUUUCAGUGUAAAAAACGCGGUGUUCUUCCCUCCUGAAGUGGAGAAAGGAACGUGGCCCAAAGACUACUCUCUUUCCGAUCAUGCACGACUCACAGUGGUUUUCUCACCAAUAAGAAUGCCUUGCUCUCAGCUGAUUCCCUGACAACCGCAAGCUCAGAAGAACUUUGGUUUGAGGCUUUGUUACAUAACGAACCAAAAACUUGUAAACGGGAAAUGGUCAAGGGUUACAGCCAGACCGUGCGGAAUGGAUGUAAACCAGUUUUCUUCAGCAAAGAGAGUGAAAAUAACUUCGAUCGGCAUUCCUCCUUUUUAACUGUGCCUGUUCGAAGCUCAGUAUUUCGUAUCCAAGCGGACAAACAUCAGGAAACUGGCCUUUGAUCUACAAGUUUGCAACCGAAUAACCGAACUAGCGUCCGGAUUACACAUUUGGCCUUUCCAUUGUGCCCAUUGAUGUGGGGAAAAAAAGAAGGAAGCUAAGAAGGAAGAAAGAGAUGUAUAGCUGCUGUGCAUGUGUAAAAAUCCUAGAGUUCUAUAGCUGUCUGUGCAUAUAUAUGUAGGCUUGCAACUAUCCCCUACUUGUAAUUUUGUAGCAAUGGUGAGAUGGACCAAAUUAGAAGCCUUUUUGUAGCUAA